Aethina tumida (small hive beetle) is the source of this 1639-nucleotide messenger RNA. RefSeq names its product dolichol kinase. The transcript has 8 exons. Gene Ontology annotation, cellular component: endoplasmic reticulum membrane. The record is from RefSeq and is a predicted model, not a curated record. Gene Ontology annotation, biological process: dolichyl monophosphate biosynthetic process. Gene Ontology annotation, molecular function: dolichol kinase activity. Bases 94 to 1500 code for a protein of 468 amino acids. Lineage: Eukaryota; Metazoa; Arthropoda; Insecta; Coleoptera; Nitidulidae.
AAGAUAAUCAAAUUAUUCGUUAUGAAACUGAUAAAAGUGGAUUUUUGUAUCUGCGUGAGUCGGUUUUGACACUGCACAAUCGAAAAACCAACCAUGAGUAACCUACAGACUUACUUUCGUAACGCAGGAAUUGUCGCACGGCCGAACGCUAAUGACGGGCUGUGGCUAAUGUUUUUGUUGCCAGCUGCUGUAAUUACAUCAGCAUUUAACCACCCAAUUGUUUUGACACCUACAUACAAAUUAGUGUCGGUGUCAUGUUUGGGAUUAAUUUGUUCAUCAAUUGUUUUCAUCCAUUCGUGUUUGAGGGGGCAAAAACUGGGCAAAACUGUCAUAUGGGAUUUACCCAUUAUUCUUACAGUAACCGCCAUCUUCCACUUAUAUAUUAAAACAGCCCUGAUUGUCUCCAUCUUAAGCACAUUAACAUGCACCCUAAUCUAUCGACGUGCCUUAAUAUUCAUGUUAAAGAAGUUCCCCCAGUCCUUCACAAUAGGAGAGGCAUCCCUAAUUACUCAGGCCUUAGUUAUCCUGCUUUAUGCCACGGGUCUGAACUUGUUCUAUUUUGUUGGAAAGAUGUAUACAAGUAACAUGCAAAUAUCCACUUUAAUUAUACAGGUUGGGUUACUUGGAAUUGGAACAAUAGCCGGAUGUUGUUACUUAAUGAAGCCAAGGAGUCCAGUUGCCUUCUACACAAUGGCUUCACUAAUAGUUUGUGGGGUGAUAUUCUUGCCAUUACAUGUUUUGUUAAACAGGAGCCCACUUUUGUGGAUCAUCCAGACAAUGUUCUAUGACAUGUCUUCGAUCAAAUUGGUGCUCUACUGGAGCUUCUGCAGUGGCACAGCCGUGUUGGCAAUAAGUAAUCAGAUUUAUUAUGCCAAAAAAGCCUCAACAAGUCAAAGGAAGGUCUUCCACCUACUUGCUGUGUCUGUGUUUGUGCCAGGGCUGUUGUUUAAGUGCUCCUUCCUGUACCUGUCAAGUGGUGUAGUGUUGGGCAUAUUCUUCGCCCUAGAGCUGAUUCGUAUACUUAAAAUGCCCCCCCUGGAUAAGUUCCUGGAGAACGGCUUUGCGGUGUUCGUGGAUGAGAAAGACGUAGGUGUGGUGGCGUUCACACCCCUAUACCUCCUAGCUGGGUGCUCGUUGCCUAUGUGGCUGCACCCUGCCCCUUGUGAUGUGACCGAUUCAGCCAUGUUCUGCUUGUUACCUCUAUUGAGCGGACUUUUGACCAUUGGGGUGGGUGAUACGGCCGCCAGUGUUGUUGGUUCCAACUAUGGAAAGCACAAGUGGAAAGAUUCCCCAAAGAGUAUUGAAGGAACUGUUGCCUGUGUCCUCAGUCAGGCCUUGUUUGUGAUCAUUUUAGUUUACUUUGGUUGGCUUAAGAGCCUUACAGUGGUUCAGCAUGUGAAAAUUGCUGUGGCUAUUGUUGCUACUUCAAUAAUAGAAGCUAAGACGACGCAAGUUGACAAUUUAGUGCUGCCACUUGUUAUGUACACAAUUUUAAUUUAAAUUUUCAGGCUGUACCAAUUUUCGUGUAUCAAAUACAUGACUAUUAAUUUUGCCCUGCUUUAAUGUGAUUAAGGGAGUUAUUUUAUUUAUGUUAAUACUUUUAUACAUGUUAGAUUAUCAAUAAAUGUUGAACAAAUAA